Messenger RNA from Lepus europaeus (European hare), 1383 nucleotides. RefSeq names its product cholinergic receptor muscarinic 1 (gene CHRM1). Bases 1 to 1383 code for a protein of 460 amino acids. Gene Ontology annotation, biological process: G protein-coupled receptor signaling pathway, coupled to cyclic nucleotide second messenger; chemical synaptic transmission; cognition. The record is from RefSeq and is a predicted model, not a curated record. Gene Ontology annotation, cellular component: plasma membrane; synapse; dendrite. Gene Ontology annotation, molecular function: G protein-coupled acetylcholine receptor activity; G protein-coupled serotonin receptor activity. The transcript has a single exon. NCBI's taxonomy places the organism in Eukaryota, Metazoa, Chordata, Mammalia, Lagomorpha, Leporidae.
AUGAACACCUCAGCCCCACCUGCUGUCAGCCCCAACAUCACCGUCUUGGCACCAGGAAAGGGUCCCUGGCAGGUGGCCUUCAUCGGGAUCACCACGGGCCUCCUAUCCCUGGCCACGGUGACGGGCAACCUGCUGGUACUCAUUUCCUUCAAGGUCAACACAGAGCUCAAGACAGUCAAUAACUACUUCCUGCUGAGCCUGGCCUGCGCUGACCUCAUCAUUGGCACCUUCUCCAUGAACCUCUACACCACGUACCUGCUCAUGGGCCACUGGGCCCUGGGCACGCUGGCCUGCGACCUCUGGCUGGCCCUGGACUACGUGGCCAGCAAUGCCUCCGUGAUGAAUCUGCUGCUCAUCAGUUUUGACCGCUACUUCUCCGUGACCCGGCCCCUGAGCUACCGUGCCAAGCGCACACCCCGCCGGGCGGCCCUGAUGAUCGGCCUGGCCUGGCUGGUCUCCUUCAUCCUCUGGGCCCCCGCCAUCCUCUUCUGGCAAUAUCUGGUAGGGGAACGGACGGUGCUGGCUGGGCAGUGCUACAUCCAGUUCCUCUCCCAGCCCAUCAUCACCUUCGGCACAGCCAUGGCUGCCUUCUACCUCCCUGUCACUGUCAUGUGCACGCUCUACUGGCGCAUCUACCGGGAGACGGAGAACCGGGCACGGGAGCUGGCGGCCCUGCAGGGCUCCGAGACGCCGGGCAAAGGUGGCGGCAGCAGCAGCAGUUCGGAGAGGUCACAGCCCGGGGCCGAGGGCUCGCCAGAGACUCCUGCCGCCGGCUGCUGUCGCUGCUGCAGGGCCCCCAGGCUGCUGCAGGCCUACAGCUGGAAGGAGGAGGAGGAAGAGGACGAAGGCUCCAUGGAGUCCCUCACGUCCUCGGAAGGCGAGGAGCCUGGCUCUGAAGUGGUGAUCAAGAUGCCCAUGGUGGACCCCGAGGCACAGGCCCCCGCCAAGCAGCCCCCGAGGAGCUCCCCAAACACAGUCAAGAGGCCGACCCGGAAGGGCCGCGAUCGGGCUGGCAAGAGCCAGAAGCCCCGCGGGAAGGAGCAGCUGGCCAAGCGGAAGACCUUCUCGCUGGUCAAGGAGAAGAAGGCGGCUCGGACCCUGAGUGCCAUCCUGCUGGCCUUCAUCCUCACCUGGACGCCGUACAACAUCAUGGUGCUGGUGUCCACCUUCUGCAAGGACUGUGUCCCCGAGACCCUGUGGGAGCUGGGCUACUGGCUGUGCUAUGUCAACAGCACCAUCAACCCCAUGUGCUACGCACUCUGCAACAAGGCCUUCAGGGACACCUUCCGCCUGCUGCUGCUCUGCCGCUGGGACAAGCGACGCUGGCGCAAGAUCCCCAAGCGCCCUGGCUCCGUGCACCGCACCCCCUCCCGCCAGUGCUGA